GCUGAGGUGGCCAAAAAAAAAGUAGCAAGAGAAGAGAUACAUUUUCAGGAUCUCACCAUCUACUACACAGAGGCUUACAACUGUUCCUUGCUCACUUCUGCUUGCUCCAAGAACACAAAAAUUUGUACACUCAGAAUGUGGAAGAUUAAAGUGGUUGAGAAAUCUAAAGUUGCUUUACUUGAAAUACCAACUGAAAUGACGCAGAGGAGGCCAGAGGAGAGGUAUAUAUUCAGUAUCUCACCAUCCAAAACACACAGGCUCACAGGCUCCCUGCUGACUUUCUUGUGCUCAGGGAACACAGGAGUUCCUCUUCACACUAAAGUCACUAUGAGUUCACUCAAUGAAGCAAACACCAAGUUUGCACUUGAUCUGUUUCAAGCGUUAUGAAAAUCAAAAGGCGAUGUCUUCUACUCCCCUGCCAGCAUCUCAGCGGCAUUAGCCAUGGUCUACUUAGGGGCCAAAGGAAAUACUGCAAAGGAGAUUGAGAAGGUCCUUCACUUCAAUGAAAUCACAGAGAAGUCAACAGAAAAAACUCAAACCAAUCAGGGUGAAAAUUCAGGAAGUGUGCAUCUCCAAUUUCAAAAGCUUCUGACUGAGUGGAAUAAACCCACUGAUGCAUAUGAACUGAAGAGUGCCAACAAGAUCUACAAAGAAAAUAAUUGCCAAUUUCUUCAGGACUAUGUGGAUGACAUUAAGAAAUUUUACCUGGCUGACAUGGAAUCUGUUGAUUUUGCAAAUGCUGCAGAAGAAAGUCGGAAGAAAAUUAAUACCUGGGUGGAGAAACAAACACAUGAAAAGAUCAAGGAUUUAUUUCCUGAUGGGGCUCUUCAGAGUGACGUCAAAUUGGUUCUAGUGAAUGCAGUUUAUUUCAAAGGGAACUGGGAUCUGAAAUUUAAUGAAGAAAAUACUGUAGAAGGAAAAUUUUGGCUGAACAAGGAUACCAGCAAAUCUGUGCAGAUGAUGGAACAAAGCAACCAUCUCAAAUUUGCCUCCUUGGAAGAUGUGCAGGCCAAGAUGGUGGAAAUACCUUACAAAGGCAAAGCUCUGAGCAUGGUGGUGUUGCUGCCAAAUGAAGUAGAUGGCCUGCAGCAGCUUGAAGAUGGACUUACUGGUGAGAAAUUAAUAAAGUGGACGAGCCUACAAAAUAUGAAUACAACAAGGGUGAAUUUACAACUACCUAGGUUCAAAGUGAAAGAGAGCUACGACCUUAAAACCGUAUUGGAAGACAUGGGAAUGGUAAAAGCCUUCAGUCCACAACAUGCUGACCUUUCAGGCAUGACCGGAGUCAAGGGUUUAGUGGUAUCUAAGGUCCGGCACAAGUCCUUUGUGGAGGUUAAUGAAGAAGGGACAGAAGCUGCAGGUGCUGCUGGCGUUACAGUGGUUAAAACUUCAUCACGAGUAUAUCAAAACUUCCAUUGUGAUCACCCUUUCCUAUUUUUCAUCAAACAAAAUGAAAACAAUACCAUCCUCUUCUUUGGCAGAGUCUCUUCCCCUUAAACAUCAUUACUCUGUCACGCUUUGGGAAAAAAGUUCACAGAGUUGUUCCAAUAAAUUGAUGACUACAAAUAA
Molecule: messenger RNA, 1569 nt
Organism: Heterocephalus glaber (naked mole-rat)
Lineage: Eukaryota; Metazoa; Chordata; Mammalia; Rodentia; Bathyergidae
Source: RefSeq, a predicted model, not a curated record